AUGAGAAUCGCAACGUCAACUCCUAUGGGGGAGCCACUUGGCUCGGGAUCAUUUGGUACAGUAUACAAGCUUAGAGGUCUUCCCAUCGCCCGCAAAUACAUAACACUCACUGAACCUCGUAACGGCUUACCACCUGAGGCUAUACGGGAAAUCGCUUGUCUGCAGCGGUUGAAGAAAUUUGACUCGCGCGCUAGAGUCAACUGCAUUGACAUUCUCGGCAUCCACAUAUCGAGAACGGCCAUAAUGAUUGACAUGGAGCUCAUGACUGGCGGAACUCUUGGCGACCUUUUGGACAACUCACAGCUACAGCCCGCGCUUCUCCUAUCCUACUCUGUACAGAUGGUGAAGGGCCUCAGUUUCCUUCACGGCGUUAGUAUUAUCCAUCGAGAUGUCACACCAGGCAAUAUUUUGAUUUCAUCAUCGAACUGUCUGAAAAUUGCCGACUUUGGUCUUUCUCAUCUCAUGAGCGGCAUCGAACCGCGAACACCACUAGUAUGUUCAUUGUACUAUAGAGCUCCCGAGCUUCUCCGAGUCAAUGCGUUCGUCGGAGAUACUCGUAGCUUGGUAUAUACCUGCGCUGUUGAUAACUGGUCUGUUGGCUGCAUCCUUCGAGAGAUGAUCAUCGGACAGGGUCCGGAGUUCAGACCGGCGAGGCCGACUUUUUCGCCCACUACUAGUGCCAUUGAACAGCUAGAUGCGAUUAUUAGGUACGAGCUAUGGAAUACUGUUAUACGUGCCGAUACUAAGUGGCCAUAG
Molecule: messenger RNA, 756 nt
Organism: Colletotrichum godetiae
Lineage: Eukaryota; Fungi; Ascomycota; Sordariomycetes; Glomerellales; Glomerellaceae
Product: kinase-like domain-containing protein
Exons: 2
Coding region: 1-756 (251 amino acids)
Biological process (GO): protein phosphorylation
Cellular component (GO): nucleus
Molecular function (GO): protein serine/threonine kinase activity; ATP binding
Source: RefSeq, a predicted model, not a curated record